UCUCUGGUCAGUCGGCUGGAGUCACAGGUGAUCCAAGUCCAGUUCCCAGUGUUAACUGGGGCAGUGCUUGAGUCAGCGCUGGCCAAAGCCUUGCCCCUUCAGAAUUGCUUUGCUGCCUUUGAACUCCUCCUGGCUUGACACGGGCUUGUGCUGUGGUAGGGGUUGGAGUCAGCGUGGCUCUCCCAGGCCACACAGCACCCGGAGCCUGUGUCAUCCUCUUCUGUGCCAACCUUGGCCUCCAGCAAUUCUACUUGUGGGUUCCUCCCUUUCAUUUCCCAGGACUGGCUCACUCAGUAGACAAGUGUGAUCUCAAGCAGAGUCACAUGCUGUAACAUGGCAGCUCUCCAUGCAUGCCUGUGCAAGCACAGCUAAAUCACCUCGACCACUGGGAAUGGAAGUCCCCUGACUGGGGUGGCAUGUCCUCUUUGAGAGGCCACAAGCUUGCUGGAAAAAAAAAAUGUUUGGAUGACAGGGUGACAGAGUUCAGAGCCAUCAAGAAAGCCCAUCCGAGGGAUUUGAUUCCUUAGAGUAGAGGAGUUGCUCCAUCCCUGAAUGCUAAAUGACUUCUUAAUUUUUAUGUCUACUGCAUUAAACUUUCCAAAGAGUCCCUGAGAUGGUUUUCUUGCAGUGAAACAUGGAUGCAUCUCUUUUGGACAUUAUCCUGAUAGAUAACAGAAUGUUUCAGAACUUGCUAUCCAAUAUGCAAAAGCAAAUGUGCUUUCAUUGGCUCUUUUAAACUUAAACUGUGUUUCAGCUCUCUGCAGAGCAGAUGCUCAGAGUUUUGUUGGUAUUCAUUGAGCAUAAUAGAACUACCAGAGCUCCAAGAAGAGGUGCUGUGUUUGGUAGAGCAGGUUUGGUUAAAUCUCUGUUAGUCUGAAGGACCUCAGGGCUGAUUUCCAGGUAAUGAUUGGCUUCAAGGCUCCCAUGGUGGAGAUGGUCAUGGAGGCCUUCAGUACGAGAAAGAAGAGGGCUGGAGAUUUCUUCAAGGUGCAGUGGGCUGCCAUGUGCCACCCAUUUUCAUGCCUCCUAAUUAAUUUUUUUUUCUUUGUUUAUAGACUGAGGGGGAUUAAGGGUUCCCAGGCAGGGUCAGGGUCCCCAGGUGCUUAUGGCUCCCAGUUUUAGGGUACCAGCAGGUAUGUGAGAGCCCAGAAGCUCUUCUAGCUGGUCACUAACCUUGCAGCUUUUGGGUGUUUUUGUUGUAUUUCUGUUCCUGAGUAAAUGCAUUUUACAGGCAUUCAGGUUCCAAUUCUUAUGGGGUUUUAUGUUAGAAAAUUCUACUCAUCCUCCAUUAUUUUCUACUCAAAAUGUAUGUGUUUUAAAAUAUGAAUAAAAAUUUACAAUAAUAAUGUAGCCUUCCAACCUGAAUGGCAAAAAAGGCCAGUUACAUUUGAUAUAAAAGUUACCCUUAGUUGCAAAAUUAACUUCAUUUUAGUGGUCAAUGGGAGAUGAGAACCUGGGCAUUUUUCAGAAAAUAGCUAAUGCAGAAAUGCAAAACAAACGGGGUUUAAAAUUAAAUAUUUAAAUUGGCUUGUCAUAUUACAUUAUUUAAACCUGAAUGUAAAUCUGCCUGAUAUAAGUUUGUUAAAUAAAACAAGAAUCUAUCAAUUGUGGAUUUACCAAAAUAAAUUACAAUUAAAACCAAAUUAUGAUAUCUGAUCGAGAUUGUAAUUUAUAAUUUCUACAAAUGUUUGAUUUGAUGGGAACCAAACUGGUGCUGCCAUUUCCAAAAACCAAUCCUUGUAAUUUAUUCUGUGGUCUUAUAAAUUUUCCUUUGCUUGCUUCUUUAGUGGUGUCCCAAAUUAUAACUCUUUCUAAUGGUCAACCUAUCUUGGCUUGAAUUUUCCCAUGCCUGAAGUCCACAAUGCUGAUGUAGCAGAACAAAAACUUUGAAGAUAUUUCCUUUUCUCUGUGCUGUUUAUUAUAUCCUUUGCUUUGCGUGUAGACCGAGCUCUGAAGCUUAGGUCAACAAGAAACCACCAUUGUGGCCAGGCUGGCUCGUGGGAAGCAGCACUCAAAUGGUUCCAGUUUGCAGCUCUCCUGGGUCUGAGAUGCUUCCCACAGGUCAGGCCAGCAGCUUCUGAGGUUUGAAAUUGAAAUAGAUACCUCUCAAAUGACAUGUCCCCUCGGCAGUGUUUUUACCUGCACGCUGGUGGUGGUUUCUCUAGGCUGGGGGAAUGGGCCAUCCUAAUUCUCUGAAGGAGAAUUAGGAUGGAUUUAAUGCUUACCGGGGCUGUCCGGGUUGGAGGCAGACAUCAGCUGUAAAGAGAACAUGGAAUAAUAUUUUGCAAUUUCUUUUCUCUUUUUUUUACUUUAUAAAGUUAAACAAGUGCUAGAAGAAGUUUCUGUGCUUAUUUAUUCACUUCCUUAAAACUUUGGAAUCCAGAUCUAUAAAUACAAGCUCACUUAAUGUUUACGAUUAUGGUUGCUCUCACUUGAAUUGAUUGAUGCUACUUGUUAGAAAAAAAAAGUAAAAAAAGGUUAUUAAAACAUAUAAUCUGCAGGAAAACAUUAACAUGCUUUAUAAAAUAUGUUGCUUUUGUCCAUAAGAGAAAACCACUGUGAAAGUCAUAGCUUCUCAGUUUUCUAAAAACUGGAAGCGUGUUUGCCAGCUAUUACAGAAGCAAAAGGAAAGACAUCACAACCAGACUUGAGAGAUGUAGCUUUUCAUAAAGGUAGCAGCUGUUUUGCAGACUUAAUUGUAGUUGGGUAUAGACCUUAAAAAUAAUCAUGGCCCAAUAGAUAUAAUUUUUUUUUUUUUUGGUGGGGGAAUUUUAAUGUAAUUUCUUCAUUGCAGAUUUCUAGUUGGAAUUUUGCCCUAAUUCUUUUUAGACGGCGAUGUAGGCUUGCUAAUCCAUGUGAGUUUUCUUAAGAAAUGUAAAACACUUUCAGUUUUACGAAAUAAGCCCUGCAGAUGCGCAGCUGAAUUUAACCAAUUCAGAAAAUUUUUGACUUCUUGAUAGGAAAUAUUCUUUAUUCAAGCUUGAAAAAAUAGCUCAGGAAAGGAUUAUGUUUCCAAGUCUGUGUUUACAAAUCUGAAUUGAUUUGGUUUUUCUCAAAUGUUCAAAAUGCAGAAAAUUUACAGAUUUAAUUAUAUUAAGUUGUAAUAGCAUUACACACAUUUCAGUGACUCAGAAUGGAGUAAAACCUAGCAGAUAAAUUCAUAAACCAUAAAUGUGUCCAAAUAAAUUUUUGUUAGUCAGAUUUUUAACUGUGACAAUGCAAUUUUGAUUUUAAUUCCUUUUUGCUGAAUAUGAUACCUUAAAUGCAUUAUAUUGUCUUAAAGUGAUUAUUUUAUAUAAAGCUAAGCUGGGUACUUUUAGGCAAACAUUAGUUUUGCCUUGACUUAUGUGCAAAAAUGUUUCCCACUUAAAGGAAAGCGGUUGAAGGAAUCUGGAUUGGGUAAUUUAGGCCGAACUGUUGAAAGUGAAGUUGUUUGCUUAGGCAUGGAUCCAGUCAAAACUUGUGCACAUCUUUAACUUUCUGCAGUCUGUGUAGCCUGUGGGACCUCUGCUGACAUGGAUAAAGUAGCAAGCAUGCAAGCAACAUCAUUCCCAAAUUGGAUGUAUAUACCCUGCUGUCACAUGCACUUGAAUUAAAAGUGCAUUUAAGUGUGCUUGCAAAUAGAAGAUUUGAGACUCCUCAGAGAUUACCUGAUCUCAACAAAACGCCCAACUGACAGUCAAAAAUGAGAUUUCCUUUCUUGUCUAUGCCUAUGCCUGGGGGUGGGGAGGGGGGAAGGGAACGUUUUGUUGCUUUUAAUACGAGCUUCAUUGGAUUGGUUUGUCUCUCUGGUGCAGCCGUGACGCAGUGUUGUGUUUUAUCAGUGCCCACCCCCAGCAGAAUUCUUUGCUUAAGAGGAGGCAGAUUUUCACCUACUGAAUAAGAAUCUGGACUCGCAUUGAUGCUUCUCAGUGUUGUCUUAUGUGCUCUCCUGUGCCGGAGUGAAUUUUAUCCCCGGACUGCCUGGUGACAGAACAUCUCAGUCCUACCAGUUUGGAAGCAAAAUAUGGAAUGUGUUUCACUGCUGACCGAAGGCAGCCAAAUGAACAGUAUUUAUAGUAGUUCGAAAAUCAGCAGUUAGCAGUUUCUUCACAUUCUAACACUACCCAGCACUUUCCAGAGAGAACUCAUUGUUUACAAGAAAUCUGCUUUCCAAAUCCGUUGCGGUGCCCUCCAGCCUUGACUAUUAACUAUUUGCAAAGGGGAAGCAAAUCUGCAGUUUGGGGAAAGAUGGCAAUGGAUGAGUACCUGUGGAUGGUCAUUGUGGGUUUUAUCAUAGCUUUUAUUUUAGCUUUUUCUGUCGGUGCGAAUGAUGUUGCAAAUUCUUUCGGAACGGCCGUGGGCUCUGGUGUUGUUACUUUACGCCAGGCUUGCAUUUUGGCUUCAGUUUUUGAAACCACUGGCUCAGUAUUACUGGGAGCAAAAGUAGGAGAAACAAUUCGGAAAGGUAUCAUUGAUGUUAACCUGUACAACAACACUGUCCCACUGCUGAUGGCAGGAGAAGUGAGUGCAAUGGUUGGUUCUGCUGUUUGGCAGCUAAUUGCAUCAUUCUUGAAACUCCCAAUAUCAGGGACCCAUUGCAUUGUAGGUGCUACGAUUGGAUUUUCUCUGGUGGCAAUUGGUACACAGGGUGUCCAGUGGAUGCAGCUUGUCAAGAUUGUUGCCUCUUGGUUUAUUUCCCCACUGUUAUCUGGCUUGAUGUCUGGAAUCCUAUUUGUGCUGAUCAGAUUCUUCAUUUUAAACAAGGAAGACCCUGUGCCCAAUGGCCUCCGCGCACUCCCGGUGUUUUAUGCUGCUACUAUAGCUAUUAAUGUGUUCUCCAUCAUGUACACUGGGGCACCAGUACUGGGACUGAUACUGCCAAUGUGGGCCAUUGCUCUAAUAUCAAUUGGUGUGUCCUUAGUAUUUGCUGUCUUAGUCUGGAUUUUUGUGUGUCCUUGGAUGAAGAGAAAAAUAGAAAGCCGGUUAAAGAAAGAUGCUGCACUGUCAAGGAUAUCAGAUGAAAGUCUUGAUAAAAUUCAGGAUGAAGAAACACCAGUCUUCAAAGAGCUUCCUGGUGCCAAAGCAUCUGAUGAGAGCACUAUUCCCCUUACUGGCUCAGUAACAGAAGCUGCUGGGGCAUCAGAUAAUAUUGCAAAUGGAAACCAUCCACGUGUCCCCUAUGGAAGGGCAUUUUCGGUGACGCACACCUCGGUGAAAUCACCUGUUUCCAAUGGCACCUUCAGCUUCGAUGGCCACGUGAGGAGCGAUGGCCACGUUUACCACACUGUGCACAAGGACUCAGGUUUAUACAAAGACUUGCUCCACAAAAUACACCUGGACAGGGCCAACGAUGAGAGGCCCACUGCAGAAAACAACUACAAACUCUUAAGGCGCAACAACAGCUACACCUGUUACACUGCUGCUAUUUGUGGCAUGCCCGUGCAUUCCUCCUUUAAGGCAGCGGAUACAUCUACUCCAGAAGACAGUGAGAAGUUGGUGGGAGACACUGUUUCCUACUCCAAGAAGCGAGUGCGCUAUGACAGCUACUCCAGCUAUUGCAACGCAGUGGCGGAGGCGGAGAUUGAGGCAGAGGAAGGUGGGGUGGAAAUGAAGUUGGCCUCUGAACUCGCGGAUCCUAACCGGCCCCCUGUUGAUCCUGUGGAAGAGGAUAAGGAAGAGAAAGACACCUCUCAGGUCCAUCUACUUUUCCACUUCCUCCAGAUCUUAACAGCCUGCUUUGGAUCCUUUGCCCAUGGAGGCAAUGAUGUCAGCAAUGCCAUCGGUCCCCUUGUCGCACUCUGGCUUAUCUACGAGCAAGGUGCCGUAAUGCAGGAAGCAUCGACUCCCAUCUGGCUGCUGUUCUAUGGAGGUGUUGGGAUCUGUGUGGGCCUCUGGGUCUGGGGAAGAAGAGUUAUCCAGACUAUGGGUAAAGACCUCACUCCAAUCACACCAUCGAGUGGAUUUUGCAUUGAAGUAAUGUGUGCGCUAACGGUACUUGUAGCCUCAAAUGUGGGUAUUCCAAUAAGCUCCACCCAUUGCAAGGUUGGCUCCGUGGUGGCCGUCGGCUGGAUCCGCUCCAAGAAAGCCGUCGACUGGCGCCUCUUCCGCAACAUCUUCCUGGCCUGGUUUGUGACUGUGCCGGUGGCCGGCUUGUUCAGCGCCGGCGUGAUGGCACUGCUGAUGUACGGGAUCCUGCCUUACAUUUGAGGAGCUUCCUCUGCUGGGAAAAGGGGAAAUGGCCGAGCUACUACCGAUGGGAGAAGUGUUCCCGUGAAAGAAGCAGUCAGAGAGGAUCCAUCUUCCAUACCUAACUUCUUAUCUACUGUACAUAACAAUGUGUCAUAUUGGUGACAUGGUGAUGUGGUGCCAUUUCUUAUAUAUUAAAGAAAUAUAUAUGCAUAUAGUAGGUAACAAUACCUAAGUUAUAUCAUCAGUGGGGUGAAAAUAAUUGCCUAGAACUUAAUAUUUAGUAAAAUUUGUACAUAGUGUAUCAUUUUGGUGGCUAUUUUUUAAUCUUUUGAAGAAGAGUAUGGAUUAGGAAAUGUUUCUUGUCCAUUUGAUAUAAGAAGAAGCGAGGUACAGGACUGCGUAAUACAUGACUUUUUUAAAGCUAUUAAGAUACUGGAACAAAAUAAAAUGUGCAGAAGUGCUUUUCAUAAAAUAACUUUGUUCAUAUCAUAUUGAUUUUCGUGUAUCAUAGCGUGAUGGUUAUGGCUGUGUAAAUACUUAUGAACAGUAACUUUUAAAUGGUGCAUUUCCCUUAUAUAUUUUGGAUAAGAAAGUUUAGGAAGUACCAAAGAAGCAGGGGAAUAGCUUGCCGUUACUAUGUUGUUGUCUCCAUGUGUGUUGUGUUUCCCCACCUCUGAUUCAACGUGUCACCAAGCUCCAGCCAGUGAGGCUGGGAUAGUACUGUUCAUGUCUUAAUGUUACUUAAAAAAAAAAAAAAGCGCACACAAAAAAUCAGUUCUCGUACUUAGUAGGCAGCCCAUGGCUCUCCACAUUAGCUGACAGUAGACUGACUUCAUUUUGUGGGUUGAUACUUGAGUAUCUCACUGCUCACCUUCUACCUUUCCCCUUCAAGUCUCAGCUCCUGGUUGCCCUGCUCUGGAUUCCUGCGGGAGGACAGACCAUCAGCCUCCCUCCUUCUCUCCAUGCAGACACAAGCACACACUCUCAGGUACAGGAGCGGGGCCGUGGAGCGCACGGCACCCCCGCGUAUGGAAGCGAAGGGCAGCAGCGGGCGGGAGAGGGCUCAGCCCUGGCUGUGUGCUUGGAGGUAAUGGGCGCCCACAGGAGAAUGAUCCAUGCAGGGGAGGACGUGAGCAGGUGCUGCCUCCCCCCUGGCAAGUCUCACAGCCUGCCAGCCUCCUGCUGUGCCGCCUACAGCAGGGAGGGGACAGGGAGCCUGGCCCUGUGUGGAUGGAGGUUGAAUGAUAAUCAUCAUUUGGGAUGAGAUUUUUUUCAUGGCAGCUCAGGGGAAAAUGGCUAGCUACAUCCCCUGCAUGCCUUUGGAAAGCACAUUUGAGUGAAGGUUACUGAUUUAUGCGUGGGAGGCAAAGGGCAAGGGGUGCCCAGAGGAGGUUGGGAAUCUAUUACUGUUUAAAUGCUGCUAAAAUUUUGAUAAAAUGUUCUUGGUACUCCAUUGUGAUUUUUCCAUUGGUCAUUCAUACCAAAUUUAUAAUAAAAAGAUAAACAGCCCCU
This is a messenger RNA of Taeniopygia guttata (zebra finch), 7683 nucleotides long. It is a transcript of the gene SLC20A2, whose product is annotated as solute carrier family 20 member 2. Gene Ontology annotation, cellular component: membrane. NCBI's taxonomy places the organism in Eukaryota, Metazoa, Chordata, Aves, Passeriformes, Estrildidae. The record is from RefSeq and is a predicted model, not a curated record. Gene Ontology annotation, biological process: phosphate ion transmembrane transport. Gene Ontology annotation, molecular function: phosphate transmembrane transporter activity.